Molecule: messenger RNA, 4463 nt
Organism: Cyanistes caeruleus (blue tit)
Lineage: Eukaryota; Metazoa; Chordata; Aves; Passeriformes; Paridae
Source: RefSeq, a predicted model, not a curated record
AUGGUGAUGCCGAUGGUGGUGAUGAUGCCGGGCCCCUCACAGCCGCCCUUUGCACCCACCGCAGUUGACCCCAACAAGAAGCGCCGGGAGGCCGUGAAGAGGAAGAUCACCCAGUACCUGCGGCGCGCCGAGGAAAUCUUCAAUUGCCACCUGCAGCGGGCGGCGGGGGGCGGCAGCAGCACCGCCACGGGCUACAGCAGCCUGCGCUUCCGGCCCAUCCGGACACUGAGCUCAGCAGUGGAGAACCUGAGACGGUGUAAGGUUGUGGGAGUGAUUGAUAAGGUGCAGAUUGUCCAGGAUCCAGCCACUGGUGAGACCUUUAUACUCAAGAGCCUCCCCAAAUCCCACGUUGAGACCCGUGAGCGACAGACCAUCAUCCCUCAUGGGGUCCCCUUCAUGGUCAAGCUGUUGUGCUACUAUGUGAGUGAGGACUCCAUCUUCCUCCACCUGGAGCAUGUGCAGGGGGAGACACUGUGGUCUCACCUCCGCUCCAAGUAUUGUGUCCAGCAGGACUGUGCCAAUUCAAACACCAUUCAGGCCCUGAGGGACCGUGGCACAGAGGAUGGUGUGGGAAACUCCCAGGGUGGUAGCCAAGUAUCCAUCCUCCCUGUUUGGACAGGCAGUGGCCUCCCAGGCGCUGUGAACUACCGAGUACUGGGAAACACUGAUGCCUCACUACCGCAGGAGCAGUCCCCUGGCCCCACAGACUCUGGCUCAGGGAACCACUGCCAGCUUCUCCUGGCUCCUGCUGGUGGCAGGGUGGCUGCACCUGGAGGACAGGAUCUGAGUGUGACACAGACUGUGUCUGGUGUUGUGGACCAUUUUUCACCAGCCUCAGACAAAUGCCCUGGCCACCUUGCCAGCCAGGGCCUGGUUGUCUACCCAUGGAAUGAUCUAACCAGCAGCACAGGCUGCAUCUCUGAGAGAACAGCCUCCCAACAAAGCCCCAGGCUUCCCCAGGGGUUUGUCCCUGUACCAAAGACUGCGAGAGGGGGCCAGCCAGGGGCAGGGGAACUGCCAACUCAGAAAGUGUCUGAGGCCUCCCAGGCUCAGCCCCUCCUGACCUUGGGUGAGAGGCAGCUUCCUGCUGGAGUUGCCCUGUCCAGCUCUGACAAACCCAGUGUGCCUGACCCAGCCGUGUGGGAGCCCUCGUGGGGAGCAAGCCUGACCUCUGGCCGGCUCAGCAAACAGCCACCAUCAGGACAAUGCAGGGUUUUGGCUUCCCAUGGGAACAACCAGAGAGCCUGGGCUGUAAAGGAAGAGCAGGUGCAGCUGUGGGCAGCAGAAAUCCUCCUGGCCUUAGAGGGACUUCACCAACAGGGUGUAUUGUGCUGUGACCUCAACCCCAGGAACCUGCUGCUUGAUACAGCUGGUCAUGUCCGUCUCACCUUCUUUGGCCAGUGGACAGAGGUGGAGCCCCAGUACUGCAGCCAGGCACGAGAAGAGCUGUACAGCGCUCCAGAAGUGGGGGGGAUCAUGGAGCCCACUGAAGCAGCUGACUGCUGGAGCUUUGGCUCUCUGUUGUAUGAGUUGCUGACAGGAGUGCCACUCUCACAAAACCAUCCAUCAGGGAUUCAUCCUCACACCCAGCUGCAUCUGCCAGAGGGCCUCAGCCUGGCUGCGACAUCGCUGCUCACUGAGCUCCUGCAGUACAAUCCAAAACGGCGCUUGGGCUCUGGAGGAGGUGGCAUAACAAAGCUGAAGUCUCACUCCUUCUUCAGCACAGUCCCAUGGAACAAGCUGGUGGGCUAGGCAGGCUGUCCUUCCCCCAAGGAGCUGGGCCCUGAGCCGCUUCCCUGGCACUUGUGACCCCAGGUGGCACGGGCAGCACUGCCUGCUGGGGAAGGCUUGCCUCAAAGGCGGCCCUGAGGUGGGGUACACAUGAGGCUUUGCAGCCUUACAUGUCCUUCUGUCUCUGCUUCUGUUUGUUGGCAUCUUCAAAGAGGAGGCAUCAUGUUGGGCCAGGCUGUCUUCUCCAGGUCCUCUCUGGUGGGAAAAGGAACCUGGGUGCUCACCUCUGGGAAGUGGUGGUGUUCCCCUUCUUGGGGCAUCUCUUCCUCAGUUCAGCACCUUGCCCUGGAACUCCCUGUGUUUUUUAUCUCUGCUGCUACCACAGUGACUCCCCUGUUCUGUUACUUUUUGUGGCUUUCAAAUGCAGCCCCUCUGGGCCCUGCUGGCUGGAGCCCAAGCCCGUGGUCUCUGCCCCUCCCUGAAUGCAUGUGUGUGUGGGUCAUCCCUGCUGCAGGGGUGACACAAGAAGGAGCCCUCUGCUCUUCUCCCCCUUGCCCUCUGAAAAAAAUAAACUAUUCAGUAUCACUUAGAGAAGUGUCCUUUUGUUUCUGAGCUGCACCAGCCAGGUGUAGGCCAAGCCUACUAAGUGACAGAGAGCCCUAAAUCUGUUUGUGAAACUUGCCUCAAAGCUCUGGGUUGGUGUCACCCCCAGCCAUCAGCAGCCUGCAGCCAAACCCCAAAAGGUGGCACUGAAUGCCUGGCCUUCUGUCCCUGUGCUCCUGCUUGCCCCAUAGCACCUCAGGUCUGCAUGGCUGCAGUUCGGAUUUGGGAAAUGCCUGGGUUUUCUUCCAGCCUUUUGUCAUUGUUGUAUGUUGUGGCUCCAGCCUUCCUUUCCACUGGCAGGACAGCAGCCAUGCUUUGAAUAUGGGCAUCCCUGGUAAGCAACACAGGUAGGAUUUGAAGGGGUGAACUCUGAGAGGCAGCACAGAGGGAAGGAGGCCAAGUGUACAAACUCCUGGCUUAAAGGAAAAGCAGCACAAACAGAUGUGUCUGCUGACAGCCUGAAGUGGAGGCUGCUGUGCUCAGCUGUGCAAGUCAAAGCCACAGGCUAAAGGAUGAGCUCACAAUGGCAGUGGUGCAGUUCUGGCCCUCCUCUCCCAGCACCCCCUCACACUGCUCAGUUCCCACCCAUAGUAAGGAAUUACUGGUACCAGCAGCACAUCUCCGUGGCUAGCUGCUUCCAGCUCCUGCUUGCACUCAGCAGUAAAGACACCCUCCGAGGCAGCAGCAGGUGUGCUCGCCCACCAGAGGGAAGCAGAGCUCUAGAUAAACUCAUCUCCUACAGCAGCAAAGGUAUGGACACCUCAAUUGCUGUGCAGAAACUGGAGGACUGAGCAAGGAGCUGACCACUACUGCCACAGAAGGCCAGAGAGUAGGAGCAGCUGAGCCUGGGCCUUUUCUUCACCAUGGCAGUUCACACUGGCUGAACCCUCCAGCUGCAGCCUUGCAUGCCUGUGUACCAGCUCCCUAGUCCUGUGAUUCAGAGGAGGUUCAGGAAGGACCCUGUGUCCAAAGCCACAGCAUGGCAUCUUGCAACUCAGUGCCAUGGGUGUCACCCAAGUCAAAAGGAAGUUUCAAGCACUGCUCUCUUACAGCAUACCUUGACAGGGCAGAAUAAUGCAGUUUGCUAAGCUGCAUAAUUUUAAGACCUUGAUUGUAUAUUCCUUUCCCAGUUGGUGCAAAGGCCUCAUUUAUUGCAGCUCCAGACAGAAUAAAGGCUUCCCCAGGCUUAUAUACAAAGUGAAGGUGGACCCUCUGUAUCCUAAACCAGCAGAGAGGCUGAGUGCAAGCAGCAGUUUUUAAUCAAAACCUUCUCUUCCACUCAACUUAUUUGUGCAAGCAUUAGCUCUCUACUCUUCCCAGAACAAGAGUUUUUUCUGCUUGCCCUAACCUACCUUAGCCAGGGCCAGAAAAAAAAGUUGACUCUGCACUCUGCUUUUGUCCUCAGCUGCCAGGAAAAUGCAGGCACCACUACUAGGAACUGCUCUCCCUUUCAUCCACAUGGCAGCUGUGAGUCCAAUCAUUUUCUGUCAGAAGGGACUGCCUUCUUCACCUGUAGCUGGGAAGAGUGAACCAUCUCUGAAAUUCAUGUCAGCUGGGAAAACCCUGCCAUGAUCCAGGAAAGAUUUUGUUUUGUCCCAACAAGGUCUGCUUCUUGGGGAAACACCCAGCAUCACAACCAGCUUCCACUGUUCCUUGUUCUUGUUUCCUUUCUCCCUCUUCAACAGUCUUUUCCACAGCUGCAUGAACUACAACUCUCCCCUCUUGCAGCAGUAAAAACUUCUGAAAAACUUUAUGAGCCUGUCCCAAGUCUCCCUCUUGGCCAUCAUGCCCUUUAGCUAACACUGGGAAUUCCUCACCAUCUGUAACAGUUCUAUUGCUAGAAAAUGAUGAUUUCCAGCCCUAAAAAACUCUUUGCUGGGAAGAGCCAAUUCUUUGGCAGAGAGUUUGAGGACAGCAGUGUUUCCAGGCAGAGAAGACUCAAUUUCAGCUGCCACUGCCUCUUUUCUUUCACCACCAGAUAACAGCACUCACGCACUACACUCCUGGAGGAUGCCAGUCCUCGCCCCCUCAAACACACCCCACCUUGCAGUCGUUGCACAGUUUUAUUUCAUUUAAAAUCCGCUGUGUUAAAUAUUUUUGUUACAAGUUCUGUGUAGGGGGUAAGAGUA